This is a messenger RNA of Truncatella angustata, 576 nucleotides long. Its product is annotated as Scytalone dehydratase. Gene Ontology annotation, molecular function: scytalone dehydratase activity. Gene Ontology annotation, biological process: melanin metabolic process. Bases 1 to 576 code for a protein of 191 amino acids. The record is from RefSeq and is a predicted model, not a curated record. The transcript has 3 exons. NCBI's taxonomy places the organism in Eukaryota, Fungi, Ascomycota, Sordariomycetes, Amphisphaeriales, Sporocadaceae.
AUGGUCAACGGCAAUAUUACUUUCGACGACUACCUGGGUCUCCAGAAAUGUCUUGUCGAGUGGGCGGAUAGCUACGACAGCAAGAAUUGGGAUAGACUGAGAAAAUGUAUCGCUCCCACAUUGAGGAUCGACUAUCGCUCUUUCCUCGACAAGCUAUGGGAGGCCAUGCCAGCCGAGGAGUUCAUCGCCAUGAUCUCAGACAAGGCCGUUCUCGGCGACCCUCUCCUGAUGACCCAGCACUUCAUCGGAGGCACAAAGUGGGAGAAAAUCAGCGACACAGAGGUCAUCGGUGUGCACCAGCUCCGUGUCCCCCACCAGAGAUAUACCGACGAGACAAGGACAAAGGUUGCCGUCAAGGGUCAUGCACACAGCACCAACACUCACUGGUAUCGAAAGGUCGAUGGCGAGUGGAAGUUCGCCGGCCUCAACCCCGAGAUCCGAUGGGGCGAGUUCGACUUUGAUAAGGUGUUUGCAAGCGGGCGUGAUGCAUUCGGCGAUGAGACAAAGACUGAGGAUGCAAGGGCAGAGGGUAUACCAGGGAAGCUGCAAGAGCGUGUGACAGUCACCGCAAUCUAG